Molecule: messenger RNA, 2568 nt
Organism: Macroventuria anomochaeta
Lineage: Eukaryota; Fungi; Ascomycota; Dothideomycetes; Pleosporales; Didymellaceae
Product: HET-domain-containing protein
Exons: 2
Coding region: 1-2568 (855 amino acids)
Source: RefSeq, a predicted model, not a curated record
AUGGUAGCGACCUCGACCGUGGACAUCAAAUCCGCACACACACCGAGUCCACAAAGUCAAGGAGCGCAAGAUGCCACGAUCAAGGAUGACACCAUCAAAACUCCCCUUUCGAGCAGUGUGGGACCAAGAUUGUUUACUGCAGGCUCGAGGGACCCGCAGUUCAAGAUCGAAGCGAUGCUAUCAGUGCUCCACCACGCAAGAGUAAAGGACCUCUAUCGCUUGGAUUUCAAAAUGCGAUACGACCGUACCCGAUGCAAACGAACGUUCAUUUUGCAAAAGAAUGCUUCCAGUGAUCCACCUUUCCGAACACAACUUUCUCACAACACAUCUUCCGAUGAAGUGUACACUUUGGUGCUGAACUGGAUGGCAAGGUGCACUCGAGAGUGCAAAUCACACUGCAGAUAUGUCGGGCAAGAGGCACCUAGAUGGUAUCCUGCGCGGCUUAUCAGUCUGAAACAGCUCAAGAAAGCGGACUUAUUCAAUUCCAAUGCCAAAGACAAGAGCACAGAGGCUCCGGAUGUGAAAGUCAACCUGGUCGAGACUAAGGAGUGGCCAAAUCAGAGACCUUCAGACAAUGUCCGAUACGUGACACUCUCUCACUGCUGGGGCCAGGGCGUUACGGACCAACACAAGCUAACAUCGCGCAAUAUCGACACCUUAAAAGAGGGCAUAAGGCUCAGCGACCUCCCUCAAACCUUUCAGGACGUGAUCACUUUUUCAGCGCGGUUACCUCGAGUAGGCUAUAUUUGGAUCGACUCCCUUUGCAUCAAACAAGGGCCCGAUGAGCAGGACGACUGGCUAAAGCAAUCAGCAUCCAUGGACAGAGUCUACAGUGAAACAUUCCUCAACAUCUCUGCUACUCAUGCAUCGGAUAGUCAAAAGGGGCUGUUCAGACCUAGGAUACCAGAGCUCCUGUUAGAAGAUGAGAUCACGCUCAAUAUCGAAGGCCUGCCUGGCGCACAUCCUCCACCCCCAGAAAAUGUUGUACGAACAGCUGCGCCGCACAGUCUGUCCAUGGGCCAGAAAAUCAUACAUCUCUUGGGAGUGCGCUGGCUUUUCCGCUAUGUGUUCAUACUGCUUCAAUCUCUCCGAGGCAGACUGGGAGUCUUGUUGAGUUUGGUACAACGAUUCUCUGUCCGAACAAAAGCACGGGCUCAGGCCGGUAGUCACAAUGAGGUAGGUGCACCGCACCGAUCAACUCUUGGAGCAGGCAUUAGCGCUCUCAGACGAUCCAGUACGAAAGUCGGGGUUCUCAACGCGUUGAAGCGUUCUGGUACCGGAAUAAGCGAUGACAGCGACACAACGACACCAAAGGCCGAGGCCGAACGCCACAAUUUGAAGCGCUGUACGAUUCUGGAUGCAUCCUUCUGGUCCAACCGUGUCGACAAUGCGCCCGUGAAUCGAAGAGGCUGGGUACUGCAGGAACGACUUUUGUCGCCUAGAGUCCUCCAUUUUUGUCACGACCAGGUGGCUUGGGAGUGUUGUGGGUUCGAUGCUGCAGAAGGUCUGCCUGAAGGCAUGCCGAACUUCCAGCUCACAUCCGGGGGAAUUAUUGAAGAAAGUCGCUUAAAAGGACUCGACAUUAAGGACGGCGCGCGUCUGCGCAACAUCCGUUUGAAUGAUUACAAGGAACCGGAUCCACAAUUGCGUCCUGAAAUCUACGCCCUAGAGCUCUGGCGCCGUAUUGUGGAAGUGUACACCAGAACCGCCAUCACGAACUCGGAGGACAAGCUCAUCGCUCUAUCCGGUAUGGCGAAGCUGAUGGAUGAGAAAAUGGGCUCGAAAGAUGCUUCUUUCAAAUAUGCCGCCGGUCUUUGGAAUGUGCACAUUGAAAGUCAGCUGCUCUGGCAAGUGGAGCCGGUUUGGCGAGAAGUCGACGAGACAUUCGACAACGUGUCCACAUCUCCCGCAACAUACCGUGCCCCAUCAUGGUCCUGGGCCUCUGUAGAUGCACAUAGAGACCACGGCAUCACGUACGGUGAUAUCACUGACAAAGAUCUAUAUAUCAAGGUCGAAAAAGUUUCGAUCAAUCCUCGCACCAUGGACAACGUUUUUGGUAUCGUGGAAAGCGCACGCACCUAUAUCGACAUGUGGUGUAAGCUGCGCAGAGCUGUACUGUAUCGCAAGAACCCGAUCUCCAAAGGCAGAUUCGGCUGGCGCCUGGUCGAUCGCAAGGGGCUUGACACCAAAGAACAUACGAACGUGUACCUUGACUGUCCAUCUGACAACGCCCACAACAACAUGUUUGGUACCGACCAUGAGAUCUCGCGCGUCUUCGUCAUUCCUGCUGCUAAAGGCCCUCGUAUUGCGUCUGAAGAGAGCAAGUAUCUGACAUGCCUACUUGUGCAAUGGCUGCCAGGUCAUGAGGCGGGAGCUGCUGUCUUUAGGCGUAUCGGAAUCACGAAGCUGAGCCCUUGGGCGGACAGUGAGGCACUGGCGAGACGCAAAGAUGAACAGGGUAAGCUCGUGGGUGAUUUCAAGAUUUUGGAGAUGCUGGAAAGUGAUGUGAACAUGCCAUAUGAGAACUACGAUCCUGUGAACGGCAAGCACAUGAUUCGUCUCAUUUGA